Messenger RNA from Pleurotus ostreatus (oyster mushroom), 2109 nucleotides. RefSeq lists its product as uncharacterized. The record is from RefSeq and is a predicted model, not a curated record. Bases 1 to 2109 code for a protein of 702 amino acids. The transcript is spliced from 6 exons. Gene Ontology annotation, biological process: proteolysis. Gene Ontology annotation, molecular function: serine-type endopeptidase activity. Lineage: Eukaryota; Fungi; Basidiomycota; Agaricomycetes; Agaricales; Pleurotaceae.
AUGAGCACCAUGUUUCGAAGGCUUGCAGAAAUUCCGAUUCCAGUCGCAGGAACUAUCAGUGACAAUGUUGUACAAGUCACAUAUUCCGUGAGGGACCACGUCCAGAAGGCAAAAAAGACGUUGUCGAAGACCAUUUUUAUUAACGAUGCAGGACUGGUAGGAUCAGGGAACAUGCAGGAGGUGUCCCCCGAGAUCGCACUGUCAGCUGUAUCGCCAUCGGGGCAGCUCAGAGCCGUCUUGCGAGAAUCGGGGAACGGAGACGACAAGAAGCGAUUCGUGGAGAUUUGGCGUGGCGAUCGUCUAGAGAUAUCUACUGAAGUUACAGACAAGCAUGGGGCAUUUUAUUCUGACGAUUAUCUGUCGACGCUUUCCUUCUCGCCGACAGAAGGUGCGGUAGUAUAUACUGCAGAGGCCAACCCUCCGGGCAAGGACAGCAGCUUGCUGGAUCGCUUCAGGUUCACCCCCAGCUUCGGCGAAGGCUUACCGACCAGGAAGCGCCCGACGACAUUUAUAUAUCGCUGGCGUGAUAUCACCGAUAAAGACACCAUACUCCCAACGCCAUCCUUCAGCCGUAUUUCCGUGUCGCACUCCACCACUGUACUCUUCGGCCAGGCCACGUUUAUCAGCGAUACGGAACUCUUGGCCACUGGCUACGAGUAUACCGCUGACGGGCGACUUCUUGGGAUAAAAGGAUGCUUCAAUCGGCUGGUUGGUAUAUGGAGGAUCAUCAUCCCUAAUGCGGGCGCGGACGUGCCUGAUGCUCCUUGCAGUGCGACGAAAUUGACACCGUCUGAUAGGUCUUGCAGGUCUCUCAGACGCAUCGUCUCCGACCCGCAUUCUCAGAGUGACGAUGUCUUCUGGCUCUCGACAACGACGGGCGGUGCGCAUGCCGGGUGCUCUACUCUCCACCGAUAUAAUUCACGCACUACUAGCGAGGAGCCGCGCAUAGUCCUAGAAACUGUCUGGGAAGCGCAAGAAGACUCCUUCGCUGGUCUCUAUCUCGACGGGCUUUCUCAACGUCCUUUCUUGAAGUUGCAAGGCAAGACAUAUAUGGCCUGCCAUUCGAUGAAACGGUCACGCUUGACGAUCUUCCUCAUCGACGUUGAGGGGGGCUCGGUCUUUGAGCUGACCCCCGGGGAACUGGACAGCUGGAACGUCCUUGGAACGGACGGUGCAUCGAGGAUAAUAUGUGUGCGCAGUUCACCCGCAGAGCCGUACGGCAUUUUCGUCCUCCAGUUGAACGCACAGAAUCCAUUCAGCCCGCCGACUCAAUAUCUCAUCGAUCAUGCUCUAUUACCCAACGACGUCGAAAAGGCUCUGAAGACGUUGGAUGUAUCAAUAGUGCCAAUCCCAGGCCGAUACCCCACGGAGACGGUCGUAUAUAAAUCCAAGGAUGUCGGGACGACACCCCCGCUGAUCACGAUCCCGCAUGGCGGACCCCACUAUACUCCCACCACGGCCUUUUCUGCAGCAACGAUCGCGUUGGCACUCGAAGGAUACACACUUUCCCUGCCGAAUUACACCGGCUCCCUUGGUUUCGGGGAGCAGUACGUCCAGGCGCUGAGAGGAAACUGCGGCUCGCUCGACGUCGAGGAUUGCAUGGCGUCGGUGAAGCACCUCGUCGACCUCGGGAUCGCGAAAUUCGGCAAGGGGCAGCAGUUCGUUUCCGGAGGGAGCCAUGGCGGAUUCCUCGCUGCUCACCUCAUCGGGCAGUACCCAGACGUCUUCUCCGCAGCAGUCCUCCGCAACCCCGUCAUCUCAUGCGGCGAACUUGCGAUAUCCGAUAUCCCUGACUGGGCCUUCUCCGAGCUAGGCCUGCCAUUCACCCCGGAUUCGUUGGUCACUCCGGAAAUCUAUGAACACUUGUACCGCGCUUCGCCGAUCGCCCAUGUGGACAACGUGUCGGCCAAAGUGUUAUUGCUGAUUGGCGGUAGCGACAUGCGUGUCCCGCCCCCACAGGCAAUCAGAUAUUACCAUGCUCUCAAAGCCAGGUCGAAGGAGGUUGAGAUGCUGUGGUUCGAAAAAGAGGGCCAUCCCCUCGAAGGCGUGGAAGCUACAGAAGUCGGGUGGGAGGUAGCAAGGGAUUGGUUCAAGUCCGCUCGAGCGUAA